AUGUCGGCUGUGAAGUUUAAGACUAUGGACAACACCAUUCAUGUGGAUGAGAAGUGGUUUUACAUCACAAAGGCAGCAAACAGAUUUUACCUAACACCGGGAGAGGGAGAUCCUCACCGCACGUGCAAGAAUAAGGCUUUCAUAAAGAAGGUAAUGUUUGUGUGUGCAGUUUGUAGGCCGGUGUUUUCGAAUUCUGGUGAAUGCCUAUUUGAUGGGAAGAUUGGAAUCUUCCCACUAAUAGAACAACUUCCAGCCAAGAGAAACAACAAGAACAAACCGGCUGGAACUAUGGAAACAAAGCCUAUACAGUCCGUGACCAAGGAAAUCAUGAAAGGGUGCUACAUAAAUCAGCUUCUACCAGCAAUACAUCAAGCGUGGCCUGAAUUUGGAAGUAAAUUGAUCUAUAUUCAGCAAGAUAAUGCGAAGCCCCAUAUACUAGACUCAGACCCUGAAUUUAGGGCUGCAGCCACAGCUCAUGGAUUCGACAUAAGAAUAGUUCAACAACCACCAAACAGUCCGGACACAAAUGUGAACGACCUGGGAUGGUUUAGAGCUAUUCAGAGCAUACAAGAAGAGCAUGCAUGUUACAGUUGUGAUGAUCUUGUGAAGGCUGUUGAGGCAUCAUAUGCAGCACUAUCUCCUCACACACUUAACAAAGUGUUCCUUAGUUUGCAAUCAUGCAUGGUAGAGAUAAUGAAACAGCGAGGUCAUAAUGCAUACAAAAUCCCACACAUGAGGAAAGAUGCACUAAUGAGAGCAGGGGAGUUGCCAAGGGAUUUGGAGGUUUCUAAGAAUUUGGUGGAAGAGUGCAUUACUUACUUGACUGAACAUGCACCUAUGAAUUUGGUGCAACAGAUUAUGGAUAAGUUAGGAUAUCCCUUUGCACAAGAAGGCCUAAUCAAUGACUUCCAACAGUUAGAAAUUUAG
Salvia miltiorrhiza (redroot sage) is the source of this 927-nucleotide messenger RNA. RefSeq lists its product as uncharacterized. The record is from RefSeq and is a predicted model, not a curated record. Gene Ontology annotation, molecular function: nucleic acid binding. The coding region runs from base 1 to 927 and encodes 308 amino acids. NCBI's taxonomy places the organism in Eukaryota, Viridiplantae, Streptophyta, Magnoliopsida, Lamiales, Lamiaceae. The transcript is spliced from 2 exons.